Messenger RNA from Amorphotheca resinae ATCC 22711, 2218 nucleotides. RefSeq lists its product as hypothetical. Lineage: Eukaryota; Fungi; Ascomycota; Leotiomycetes; Helotiales; Amorphothecaceae. The transcript is spliced from 3 exons. Gene Ontology annotation, molecular function: protein binding. The coding region runs from base 125 to 1915 and encodes 596 amino acids. The record is from RefSeq and is a predicted model, not a curated record.
CCGUCAAUGAUAUGAGACCUUUCUGUCGCGGCGCCAGCACCCAAUCCCACCAAAGCUUGCUAGGUUGGCGCCGCGAUCGCCUCAAGUCACGCAUCCAAAAUAUUAUCCGCUUCAGCACACCUCCAUGAAGAUUUGUCAUUCCUGGCCAAGUCACCACUAUUGCAAUACGGCCCUGUGGCUCUUCUGCCCGUCGACAAAUCCGAUUCCAGUAAGACUCGCCUCGUUUCUACCGGAUCCAUGGUUCGCUCAUGUAACCCCGGAGGCCAACAUCCUGUUUGCUUCCGAGUCUAUCGUCGACAUACUGGGCUAUCGUCCGGAAGAGGUUACGGGCAAAUCAUGCUUCGAUUACUUCCAUCCUGAGGAGGUACCCUUUGCUCACGAGGUUCAUGACCGCAGCGUACAGCUGGACAAAGCUGCUGUCCUUCACUAUCUCAGAAUUAAAAACCGAGAUGGACAGUGGGUUGCUUGCGAAUGUGUCUUCACCAUUGUUUAUGAUGUCUUGGUGGCGUGUACCAGCAUCUAUAGAGGAGAUGUUAAGAAUGAGCGUCGAGCCGCUGAAGCACCAGCUGUCCGCCGUCUUUUUGUAUGCUCUCCCCAGGACCCUCGAUAUCACAUGCUGGAACAUCUGUCCGCUGGAUUUAGGUCUCCUCCUCAACAAUCACUGCACGAACCCCGGGCGGCUCUCAUACUCAAUCGAUUUACUCGAACCUUGACUGUCUUGUACGCAACCAACGCCGUCUCCAACAUCCUCGGAGUUUCGGCAGAUCAGUUCACGAACAAGAGCUUCUAUGAGUGUAUCCAGGAGAACUGUCUAUCGGAUGCUAUCCGCUGUUUGGAAAGUGCGAAGGCUAAUGAUUCCAUUGCAUACCUUCGAUUUUGGUAUCGUGAUCCUCGUCGUCCCGAAGACCUGCAGGAAGACACAGUGAUGUGCGAAGCAAGUCAGAGCACUGAUUCUGAGGAUGGGGACAUAGAACUCCACGACCAACUGGAUGUUGAUUCCAAUACUGCCGGAGUGGGCAGCUCUUCCGGCCACACUCAAGAAGGAGCAUUUUCUAAUCGGAGUGAUGGAGAAGCCUUUGGAGAGGAGCAUGAUGGUCAUCUAAGAGCAACUUCGUCAGCAUCGCAGUCGAAAUAUCCCUUUACAUCGCCUGGAGGGAGUGCUGACCUAGAGCACGGUCGUGCUAAUGUGAUUCUUAAUCAGCCGCCAGGCUCACGGCCUUCCAUCGCGUCGAUCAUCCCCUCCUUGGAACAAGGCAGACGUGCAAGACUAGAACACGCUAUGGCAGAUAGACUAUCUCAAAUGGAACCAUUUGAGAUCGAGGCAGUUGUUUCUUGUACAUCCGAUGGGCUAGUAGUUGUACUGCGCCGUGCUCGGCCAAUGAUACCUCCCCCUCAGCUAUCCGUCACCGUCGUUCCACAGUUUGCCAAUGGACUAUUCACAGCCCCGUGGGAUGCAGAUCCUAUUCGAUCCCAAGUAUAUCAUCCGAGCCCACAGCUCUCUUUCAGUCACGAUCUCGAGGCUCUUGAACCCCCUGCAGAAGGACCUCCGCUAGACGAGUUUAUGGAUUCGAUACAAGAUGUGGCUGUAUUUGCCUGGUCAUUGGCUGGUAUCAACGGGAAAGCUGCAUCUUAUGGUCGAGGUAUUUCUAAAUGCGAAGCUCAGACUCUUGGAAAACUGCCAGUCUGGGAUCCUUAUGCGCAACCAAGGCAGAGACCACUUCCUCCAGAAGAUCAGGUCACUCAAAGACGUGGUCGAACAGACCAGAAGGUGACCACCGGGCCGGUUAACGACAACAAAAGUUCAUAUCAGCAUUCAGACCAGGAAGUAAAUCAUGACACUGGUACAAUUGGUUCUGACCAGUCUGGGUCAUAUCCUUCUGCUCCGUUGGCAAAUAAAGAUGGUUACGUCUGCUAGGAUACAGGACUGCUGGAACAGUCGUUACCACAACCCAUAAAUCCACGUUCAGAGCAAUUGUGGAGACUCUAUUCAUUAGGACCAAGUGAAGGUCUUCAGGGAAAAGCGUAUCUGCGAGACUGAGGAUCAUGUACAAGAUAAACGAUAUUGAUGCUUAGCUUUGGCGCAGGAUGGAACAUUUGAGAUGAUGAUGUUGAUGGAUGAUAGUUAUGAUUUAUGCUCCAAUCUAUUGAUAUCACUCUCAUGAUGUGGUGUAGCUCUCAUGAUGUCCACGAUAUCAAGAUUCAAUGAAUGAUUUUUGGC